AUGAAAGAAAUCGAAAGAGGCCAGCUCCGAAGAUUUCGACCCAAGAUAGCAAAGAAGAGACGAAAAAGAACGAGGACGGGAAAUUUACGGCAUCAAGUUAUUGAGGAGAUUGAAAAAGCGUUGAGCAUCGAUCCCUCCCCGGUUGGUCAUCUUUUCAACAAAGUAGAUCUUGAUGGAACACCAGAAGCCUCGUUUUUGGAUGUACUGAAUUGCCUCUCCCUUCCUUCAACAUCGGUGUUAGCAAUGCCUUCGGCUGCCAUUCUAUCUAUCAACCGACAAACGACGAUGUUCGAAUUGGUGAACGAUACAGAUACUUGGUUGAUUCGACACCGACCUGUUCGAGCACAUCCCUAUGAUUGCAUGGUUUACUUGGAUAACUUGCCCGAAACGGUGACCCGCGAACGGCUGCUACGCGAAUUAAGGAAAUUUGGAACGGUCGUCCAAAUUCGCCUACCUCACAGGCAACGAAAACCUGCCAAUCAAAAUGGAUAUUCGCAGCCUAAAAGACUACGUGGAUUUGCAUUCGCUCAGUUUUCUGAUCCGAACGCUGUACAAAAAUUCUCAUAUGCAUAUCAUCACAACUUACCCAUGGCAAUUAGAAAACGAAAUUUAUUGAGGCUCUUGUUUUGCAAACAACGGCGUAGUAAAAGAAGGAAGACGUUGAAUGAGGGGAAUAAUUUGGCACCAAGAAACGUUGCUAAAAAUUCAGAAAAGGAAAAUUGUUUAACCUUGAAAGUGCGGACUUCUACAGAUGAAGUGAAGAUUGAGGGGAAGCCGAAUGGAAGUCUACAUCUUGAGUUGACAUCGCCCACUGUCCCAGUGGUUGACUUAUUAUCGCCAGAAUCUGGGGAACGAGGCCGUUUGAUGUCCACUUCGACGAUUGCGAGUGACUUUUUGGAUCGAGCCCGAUGUUCGCUUGAUGUGAUCAGAGCUUCGAUUGAUGAAGGGAGUGGGCCGAGAAAGAAACGACGGCGUCGUAAACGCCAUUUUAUGAACAUCAAGCAGCUGCAAGAUCCACAAAUGAAGACCAAAGAUCCUUCGCAUAUCGAUGGGAGCGUGUAUAAAUUUUUUCGACGGAUUCAAGUGAUACCUUUCCGAAUCUAUCGUCAACUACGCACCGAGUACACGACACAAAUGCGUAAAGCACGGGUGGGAACACCUUACGAAUUGAAAGAUUUGCAACAAUGCGUAGCUUUUCGUGACAAACAUUGGUCCAUCGAUAACGCCGACGAUUCAGACGGAAUGGAGAGUGGUGGUGAGGGACAUCGCGAGGAA
Messenger RNA from Mesorhabditis belari, 1275 nucleotides. NCBI's taxonomy places the organism in Eukaryota, Metazoa, Nematoda, Chromadorea, Rhabditida, Rhabditidae. The record is from the annotation of a GenBank genome assembly.